UCAGUGCAGACGACGAGUGAAAUUCAAAAGUGCGUGAAAAUGGAAAGUGCCAGCUUUAGGCGAAGGGGGCGGCGAAGAAACAGGAAUGAGCUCCCAGCCUUGGACCGCAUCUACGACGGACAACCUUACGCAUUUGAUGGGAAAGUUGGUCGUGAUGGACGCUCCCUCAUUUGUGCGUAUCGCAACCGCUGGAGGUGUUCGGGACGCGGGGUGUUAUAUGGACAAAUUUUCAGGGAGACCCAUGAACAUAAUCACCCCAGGAAUUUUACUCAGGAAGAGACGGAUAUUUUUCUACAUGAAUUAUGUGUUUGCUGCACCCGGCAGUUCAGAAAUCUGAAUGAUAUUUACGACAGAAUGGAGGAUCUUCAUCCAGAAGCAGCUGCAACCCUGGAUUACGAGGCAGUGAGGGAGCGUAUGAGACGAUGGAGAAAUUCAAUGGAUUUGCCAUCCAUUAACGAAUCAUACGCAACUUUGUAUGAGAAGUUGUCCAAUGAUUAUUCCUCACUGCUUUGGUGUCGAAACGGGCGGUUGGAGGUUGACUUAUACAAUGCGGGGGGACUCGCAGAGGUGUUGACUCUUGUUGAUGACGAUCUUCUCCGCAUUAUUGACCUAGAGACAAUCACAGCUAUCGUAAUUACAUCAACAACGAGUUGGCACACGAGCCUGCUCCCUAUCAAUGACGUUAUCCUAGUUGCGUGUGUCAGUGGCAAACAU
Diachasma alloeum is the source of this 714-nucleotide messenger RNA. RefSeq lists its product as uncharacterized. The annotation marks the transcript as partial. Lineage: Eukaryota; Metazoa; Arthropoda; Insecta; Hymenoptera; Braconidae. The transcript has 3 exons. The record is from RefSeq and is a predicted model, not a curated record.